Molecule: messenger RNA, 2249 nt
Organism: Engraulis encrasicolus (European anchovy)
Lineage: Eukaryota; Metazoa; Chordata; Actinopteri; Clupeiformes; Engraulidae
Gene: zbtb8a
Product: zinc finger and BTB domain containing 8A
Exons: 4
Coding region: 145-1605 (486 amino acids)
Biological process (GO): regulation of transcription by RNA polymerase II
Molecular function (GO): DNA-binding transcription factor activity, RNA polymerase II-specific; RNA polymerase II cis-regulatory region sequence-specific DNA binding; protein binding
Source: RefSeq, a predicted model, not a curated record
UUGGCCCUUGGGCACUCUGAACACCCACGUCAGCACAACCUUUUUUCCCUCUCACAAACGGGUUUCGGUCUUUAGGGCUGAGCAGGAAGUGGCUGUUUACCCAGAUCUGGAAAGCCACGAGUAUAUGGUCGAAAGUGUCCAGAAAUGGAGAUGGUUUGUGAAAUUGGGACGAACAGACCAUUGCAACCAUCGGUCGAGCCAGGUCGCCUGCAUCCUCAAAGAUGGUGCAGAAUGGACAUAACCACCAGUCACCAGAGCUGCCUGCUGAAGCAGCUGGACCAGCAGCGUCGACAGGAGCUCUUCUGCGACUGCAACAUACUGGUGGAAGGCCACCUUUUCAGGGCUCAUCGCAACGUGCUCUUUGGCAGCAGUGGCUAUUUCCGUAUGCUGCUCUCCCAGGGAGCCAAGGACUGCGCGGAGACGGCCAGCGCCUCCUUCGAUGUCUUCAACCCGGACACCUUCACCGUCAUCCUGGACUUUGUCUACUCUGGCCACCUGGAGCUCUCCAGCAGUAAUGUUAUCGAGGUGAUGUCAGCUGCCAGCUACUUGCAGAUGAACGACGUCAUCGCCUUCUGUAAAGACUUCAUCAAGUCGUCGCUUGACAUCAGCGCCAAAGAGGAUGACGACCGUUACCUCUGCCUGUCAGAUAACGGCAUGGGCCACCACGAGCGGGUGGGAGACAUUGAGCAGGCUGGGCCUUGCUCCCUCAAUUCACAGCCCACAAUUUGGGAAGAGGAUGACAUGCAACCCAAAGAUUUCCAAGUGGACAUUAGUCCAGAGGUAACCCUCCUGUCAGCCAGCCCCACCCCGCAGCCCAGCAUGGCGGAGACAGAGCUGGAGCCAGACUCGGACAUACAGCAUCAGUUUACCACCACCAUUGUGCCAGAGCGCAGCACCAGAAGGAGGACAGCACCCAAGAGGAAGGCUAGCGCAGGACGCUCAUCAGCUGCUGCCAGUGACGGCGAUGCCGAACUUGACCUGCAGGCGGCAGCCGCGCACAGCGCACAGAAAGCAGAUGAACUUUAUGCCACUCUGCCAACCAUUGUUGGUGUGGUAGGAGUCUUCAAUAAAGACUCCAACCCCACCAUGCGUUUCAGGUGCCCUUUCUGCACGCACACGGUGAAAAGGAAAGCCGAUCUGAAGAGGCACCUCCGCUGUCACACGGGCGAACGCCCCUACCCUUGCCAGGCGUGCAGCAAGCGCUUCACUCGACUGGAGCACCUACGCAGCCAUUUUGAGACGAUUCACCAGGCGCGGAAGCUGGUCUGCCGCAAGUGCAAGCGGCACGUGACGGAGCUGAGUGGGCGUGUGGUGUGCGAGGGCACGCGGCGGUACCGCCUCUGCGGCGUCUGCAUCCAGGAGACGGGCUACAGCAACCUCACCCUGGAGGAGGAGGAGGACGAGAUGGGCCAGGGCCAGAACCAGGGGGAGGAGACCCAGGGGCUGCUGCUGGGGGUGGACGAUGGGGAGGGAGGAGAGGGGGAGAACCAGGACCCUGGAUGGGUCAUCACAGAUGAUGAUGAUCUGGCAGAGGACUCGGGGGCUGAUCUUAUCAUUCAAGAGGUGGAUGACAGUGACGAGGAGCUGAAUGGGAAGCAGGACUGACUGAACCUGAUGGGGAGAUGCUGAGGAUGAGGACUGAUGUUUACUGAACAGACACGGGUGGUGUGGGGCCUAUGGCUUUUGAAUGUGCUGUGCGUUGCUGGAGAAGAUGUGGAUGUAGUUGAAAUGCAUGCCAUGACAGCCAUAGCUGCAAAGACAUUAUCAGAAGGGCACAAAUCAUUUCAUGAAAAAAGAUGAUAUAGCCAUAACUUACUAUGCGUUGAAUAUUUGACCACUUUUGACUUUGUUGUUCCUUCACAUUUCACAAUUUUGUGUAUAUUAAAAAGUGCACAUAUCACAGACUAUCAAUGUAUUGCCUACAAUUGUUGCAUGCGUAUCUUUCUUUGUGUAUGCCAUACAUUUCCUGAUAUUUCUUGAUUCAUUUCCUUGAUAUAUUCUGUCUGUGAGGAAAGAGAAGCUCAUCCAAACAGUGUGGAAAAAGUGGCCAAAAAAAACAAUGACGGGUAGGCUACCUUUCAUUAGAGUGAGCUAAACUGACCACUAUAAAUAGCAGUUUCAUACUUGGGUCUUGGGUGUGAUUUCCACUUGAUAUGCACAGAGAAAUUACUGUGUUCUUCAGAUGAUUUUGUUAAUUUAUUACUUGUCAAAUUAUAUACUUUUGUGCAAUAAACUAUUUUUAUAUCAUA